Molecule: messenger RNA, 1273 nt
Organism: Mangifera indica (mango)
Lineage: Eukaryota; Viridiplantae; Streptophyta; Magnoliopsida; Sapindales; Anacardiaceae
Product: COMPASS-like H3K4 histone methylase component WDR5A
Exons: 2
Coding region: 148-1098 (316 amino acids)
Cellular component (GO): Set1C/COMPASS complex
Molecular function (GO): histone binding
Source: RefSeq, a predicted model, not a curated record
CUUGGAUUUGGGCUUGUGAGUGUAACUUGAGUUCGACUUUCAUGCGUCAAAGUCGCCCUUGAAUUCAGAAAUUUUCGAGCUCAAUCCCAAAUCGUCAAUUUCUCAGCCUCAGAAACCCUCCUAAAACCUGCCCAUUCAAUAAUAACAAUGUCGACGGACCCGGUCCAAUCCUUCAAACCCUACACUUUAACCCAAACCCUAACCGGCCACCACCGUGCAGUCUCUUCUGUCAAAUUCUCCUCCGAUGGUCGCCUCCUCGCCUCCUCUUCUGCCGACAAGUCUCUCCUCGCCUAUUCCGUCUCCAAUAUUUCCAAUUCCGAUUCUACCCCUCUCCAACAGUUCUCCGGCCAUGAACAAGGCGUCUCCGACCUCGCAUUCUCCUCUGACUCUCGUUUCCUCGUCUCCGGAUCGGACGACAAAAACCUUCGUCUAUGGGACGUAGCCACCGGCACGUGCCUUAAAACGCUCCAGGGUCACACAAAUUACGUGUUUUGCGUUAACUUUAACCCUCAGUCUAACAUGAUUGUCUCCGGUUCUUUUGACGAGACGGUUAGAAUUUGGGACGUUAAAAGCGGAAAGUGUCUCAAGGUUUUACCUGCGCAUUCAGAUCCCGUUACUGCCGUUGAUUUCAAUCGCGACGGUUCACUGAUUGUCUCCAGCAGUUACGAUGGUUUGUGUAGAAUUUGGGAUGCCAGCACCGGACAUUGUAUGAAGACACUUAUUGACGAUGAGAAUCCGCCUGUUUCCUUUGUUAAGUUUUCACCUAACGGCAAGUUUAUUCUCGUGGGGACUCUCGAUAAUACUUUGAGACUUUGGAACUUCUCAACUGGUAAAUUUUUGAAGACAUACUCUGGCCAUGUGAAUUCGAAGUUCUGCAUUUCAUCCUCCUUUUCUGUGACGAAUGGGAAGUAUAUAGUUAGUGGUUCUGAAGAUAAUUGUGUAUAUUUAUGGGAGCUGCAGACGCGGAAAGUGCUUCAAAAAUUGGAAGGCCACACCGACACUGUUAUAUCAGUAGCAUGUCACCCCACUGAGAACAUGAUAGCCUCUGGUGCACUCGGCAGUGACAAAACUGUGAAGGUCUGGACGCAGAAGGAAUAAAUUGCUUCUCAGUUAACAUUGUUUAAUAUGACUGCAUCUUUUGCGGAAGUGAAAUUAUGGUUUGCUCGCGCUGCCGAAACAUGUGCUUUUUUCUUUACUGCAAAAGAUUGUUCUUAUGUAACUUAAUUAUGUAAACUUUCCCUUCUUUUGAGAUGGAUUUGAACUCGUUUCUCCA